This is a messenger RNA of Trichoderma citrinoviride, 1134 nucleotides long. RefSeq names its product S-adenosyl-L-methionine-dependent methyltransferase. The record is from RefSeq and is a predicted model, not a curated record. The transcript has 2 exons. NCBI's taxonomy places the organism in Eukaryota, Fungi, Ascomycota, Sordariomycetes, Hypocreales, Hypocreaceae. Gene Ontology annotation, molecular function: methyltransferase activity. Bases 1 to 1134 code for a protein of 377 amino acids.
AUGACAGGACCGGAGGACGUCGGGCAGGAAACGGAAGAGACAUGCGACGACAAUGGCGCUGACCGAAUAGACGACGAGGACGACUACGAAGUAGCCUCUCUUUACCCAGCCAGCCAGCUUGUCGGUGGUGCAAGAAGCACGUACAGAUCAGGUGGUGGACAUUUUGUGACAGGAGAUCCGCGGGCGAUGGCUUCAGACUUGUACUGUCGCGACUACUACAUGCCCAAUGACGAACUCGAACAAUUGCGUGCCACUCUGCUGCACCAGGUUUUCGUCCAUAUCCUCGACGGUGAACUGACCCUUGCCCCGCUUGAUGAGCCGCCGUCUCAUGUGCUUGAUGUCGGCACGGGCACCGGCGAAUGGGCCAUUAGGAUGGCCGAGAUGUUCCCCGAGUGCGUGUUUUUCGAGAUCGAGGAUGCCGAAGACUGGGACAGGCCACCAGACCACUACGACAUGAUUCACAUGCGCUGGCUAGCGGGAUCGUUCCGAGACUGGCGGUUCGUUUACGACUGCGCUUACUAUUCGCUAAAGCCCGGCGGCUGGAUCGAGGUGCUGGACUUUGACGGCUGGGACGGGAUGGUUUGUGUCGACCACUUCCCACCAGAAUCUCCCAUCCAUCGGCUGUUCAAGGACAUCCAUAAAGCUGCGGAGCUAUCCGGCCGAAAGCUGUCCAUGGAUCAUCUGAAUGCCCCCGACUUUAUGGAUGCUGGCUUUGUGGACAUUAGAGUAAUGGAGUACUCGCUUCCCCUGGUAUUUGGCGAACCGUCCAUCGACAAGCUUUGGUUGAUGGCUCUAAUAGACGGCAUCGAGUCCUCAGCUUUGCGUCUGCUUACCGAACACAUGGGAUGGGACCCUGACGAAUGCAAGGCCGUGUGCGAGCAGGUGGCUCGGGAUAUGGCCAAUCUCACGAAACAUCCAUCAACCGCAAAGGACCUCGUGAUCAAACUUCGAGUCGUGGUAGCGCGGAAACCUCUCGAGGCGCCUAUAUCGAAUGAUUCAUGGCCGGCAGAAGGGCCUCCGAACAUACGCGCUCGUAGGGAAGGGGGAAGUCCAAGGUCCGAGUCUGCACAAAUCGAAGUGCCCAUCGUUCAUACCGAAGAUAUUGAGCCUGACGCUUCCGUCGAUGCCUUAUGA